CUUGACGGCCCAAAACCAUAGAGCGGGGACGCUAGAGAGACUAGAACCGUGUACGGCCGCCUACCGGCGGAAGCGGAAGUGACGUACCCGUAGCGCUUGCGCCCUGCCCGGUGUUUACUGGCCGGGAAGGUCACCCACGUGGGGGUGCGGCUCAGACUCGGUGCGAGGAGAUGCUGGGCGCGUUGCCGUCCCCGGGGCCCACCGGGCGGCGCUCGGCGCUGGCGGCUCUGGGGGCCGCGGCCGCCGCGCUCAGGCCCUUCCUGUGCGGCCUCCCCGGCUGCCGAGCUCCCCGGCGCGGCCUGGGCCAGGAGCCGCGGCAGCACCCGGACUCCCGGCUCCAGCUGCGGCUCCCGGAGGCGGCCGCGGCGGCGCGGCUGGUCCUGGAGAGGGCGCGGCCCUCCCCGCCGCUGCGCAGGUUCAUCGCCUGCCCCGACCUGGCCCGCGCCGUGCGCGCGAGCCUGGAGUGUGGCCCGGCCCGUGGCCCCGAGCCCGUCGUCCUGGAGUGCGAGCCGGGUCCUGGAGUCUUGACCCGGACGCUACUCAAUGCAGGUGCCCGAGUGGUAGCUCUGGAGAGUGACAGAGCUUUCCUUCCAGAUUUACAGUCUCUGGAGAACAGCCUACGUGGACAAUUAGAAGUUGUUUAUUGUGACUUCUUCAGAUUGGACCCUUUGGGCUGUGGAUCUAUGAAACCACCUGCUAUGUACUCUGAGAAACUUUUUGAAAAUUUGGGCAUCUUGGCAGUUCCUUGGACAGCAGAUGUUCCUGUAAAAAUUAUUGGAUUCCUUCCCCAAAAAAAGGAAAGAAACACUCUUUGGAAGUUUAUCUUUGUCAUGUAUGAACGCAGUUCCAUAUACAGAUAUGGAAGAAUAGAACUGAACAUGUUUGUUAGUGAAAAAGAGUACAAGGUAUUGACUGCAAAACCUGGUGAACUAAGGAGUUAUCAAGCAUUAAGUGUACUAUGGCAAACUGCCUGUGAAAUUCAGCUUCUCCACAUGGAACCUUGGUCUUCGUUUUUGACUAAUUCAAAAACCAGGGGACUUGCAAUACCAAAGAGCAUGCUGCUGCCAAACGACCACUUAUGUUUAGUACGAAUGACCCCACGGAGGAAUUUAUUUACAGGUGGCAUGACAACCACAAAUUCAUCUACUUUUAUUCAUAUGGUAAAACAGUGUCUUACUAAACGCAAGUCUAAACUAAUUGAUAAACUUAACUCAUGGAGUCCAGACAGCGGGAGUAAACUGUUAAGGGAGCUAGAAAUACCGGAAAACAUUAUAACAGGCAAUUUGUACCCAGAAGAGUACAGACGCCUUUUUGAAGCUAUGGAACACUCUAAAGAAUUUAGUCAAAGCUGGCUCUAUGAUGAAGUCUUGGAAAAUAACAGGAACAUAAAUUUUUAAAUCUAAACCUGUUGGUUUUGAAACAAAUUAUUUGUUUCAGUGACUAUAUUGUGAUGCAACUAAUAAGAAAUGGGCUCAAAAUCUUAGAAUUCCAUCAGUAAAGAUUAUGUUGUCCCCUGCACAAAUCAGAAGAUAAAGUUGCAUGAGAGAUGCAACAGCCUGUCUACAUGGGAAAAAACUGUUUAAACCAUGUAUAGGCAUGGCAGUUAACAGGUUGUUCUGUGUGCAUGGGAUUGAAGUCAAACGUUGCAUCUUCUCCAGCAGCAUAAUGGCAACUGUUGUUGCUCUUGGAAAUAUGGCAUAAAAUGUACUGCCUUUUUUGCUACUCUACUGUAUAUUUGUUAUAUUUUAAAUAAUAUGAGACCAAAUACUUGUGCAAUUUGGAGUUGGGUGUCAGAAUACUUAAUUAUUAUGAUUAACUCUUUCACAGUGCCCCAAAAUGUUUAGACUCUUUACAAAUAUAAGACCUCUUUUCCUUCUCCCUGGCCUAAGGAACAUAGUCUAAAAUUGAUAUGAUACAAUAAUAGUUAUGAACAAAGGGGUGAGGAAAAAUGGGAGAGUCGAAAACAACAGUAGAAUAAUAUGGGUACUCAGGUUAGUUAUGUGUGUUUCUUGUUUUAAUGUAUGCUCUGCAUUAUAUAUGUCUACUAGAGCUGAUGCGGUGGGGGGAGAGGAAUAUUCAUAGUAAUUUUUAAAAAUUGAAAUUUCAAAAUUCAGAAGAUGUUGAUCACUCUUCUACAUACCCUGCCACCCAUCCACAUGCAUAUAGUCUGCCAUCUUAUUUGCAUUUAAAAUUUUUCCUCCAGACCUUUGAACAUUGUAUAAACCAUGAAAAUUGUCUCUUCCCCACAACCUAUGCCCUUUAUAUAAUUGUUAAAAUGUGUGUAUAUUAUAUGUAUAUAAGCACAACCCACUAAAAAUUUUUUCCUAGCCAGAGUACUGUUUACACUCUCCUCAGCCACUAUUCUCCCUCAUUAACCAACUCUUUCCUUUUUCCCCUGUACAUCUGGUGUUGGGGCUGGUGGGAGGUGUCAAAGAGUGUUCCUGUAAGUGUCCAGGUACAAGACAACAGCAUAUCUGUUAAGUAUAGGCUUGGGUGGCUCAGAUACUGGGAAGUUGUGCUGCUUCAGCCUCUGCUAAUGGAGAAGUGUGUCUUGAUUCUCCAGGAGGGAUGGUAGGAGGCAGUGGCUGGGCCAUUAUCCCUGCCCUAUUACUGCAGUCCCUGCUACUGGAGAUAAUCUGCGGACAAUCUUUUGCAAUACUUAAGAGCUGAAACAGCCAGAAGGACUGUUUCAUGCAAUCUCCGUUCCAUCCUACAGCAUUAACUAUGUCCUGGAGUAAUUCUUGCAUAUUGGGAUUAUCUUCCCAUUCACACCUUUCCUGACUCUUAGAUAUUAUAAGAAUCUGUAUUUACAAGGUGAUCACCGUUGCUGAGUUAGCAUAUAACAGGAGCAAUUUAGUUUCUGCUGUAGCAGUAAUAGGUGAUAACUGAAUGUUCUUGCUGAUGCAGCCAGCCAGCAAGAGUUAAUAUCGUAACUCCUCCUGUGCGUUUUUUUUCUCGGGUAUCAAAUGCCUGGUUCUUGUUGCAGCAAGAUAUCUGCACUAAAUCAAGAUGCUAAAGAAUAAAGGGGAGAUUGUCAUUAUAGAGUGACUGACUUACCUGUGUUAUUGAUAACACUAAAAUAUGUGAGCAGUGAAUUGGAAAAAAAUAAUUUACUGUCACUCUUAAUGCUAUUUGUUUACAAAACAAUAAGGCAGUGCACACACUCCAGGAGUCAGUACAUGGUAUAGUGGUUGGAGCAGGGGAUUGGGAAUUAGGAGAUGUGAGUUCUGUUCCUGGCUCUGCCAUUAACUCUAACCUUGGGCACGUCUUUGUCCCUUUAUGUAAAAUGGGGAGAAUGAUGCCUGCCUUUGUAAAGUGAGAUCCCAAAAGGUGCAAUAAAUGUAAAAUACUGGGUUUUAUAGCAGUCAACUUGGACAUCAAAACUAAAGUGUCUAUAGCUUCAGUUUAAUCUCAUGCACUAGCCCAUUGUUGCAAUGAUCUAUUGCUGACUGCCAUAGAGCAAUGGUAUAAUGAUUAUAUUGGUCUGUUUAACAUUAAUAUUAGAGUAAAUGCAACGACUAAGUGUUCUUUUGUAAUUUUUUUUUACCCAGAGUCCAUGUGGAAGGAUUGUAUAUUUAUAAAGAAGUCCGUGUUCCAUACCAGUGUAGGGUCCUUCCAGCACAGUAGUUGGUCCUUUUAAGGCAGCACAGUAGUUGGUGCUUUUGUAUAUACUCUGGCAUAUGUGGGCCUUACUUAGCAGCUGUUCCAUAACAUGAUACCAGGGUUACUCUUGUCCUGCCAUUGGAGCAAGAUGGAAUCUGGGAAGAGAGAGUGAGGCUGACUAUGCGCACCUCUCCCUCACUUUAAUCCAAUUCACGUGCAAGUCUUGACAUCCCCCCAACUCCCGUAAACUUCAAAGUCCUGUGGCGAUGGGUGAGCGACAAAGCAGCAGGUGUGGAUACACUGGGAGCUGUA
Messenger RNA from Mauremys reevesii (Reeves's turtle), 3915 nucleotides. RefSeq names its product transcription factor B2, mitochondrial (gene TFB2M). The transcript is spliced from 8 exons. Gene Ontology annotation, biological process: transcription initiation at mitochondrial promoter; rRNA methylation. Bases 171 to 1397 code for a protein of 408 amino acids. The record is from RefSeq and is a predicted model, not a curated record. NCBI's taxonomy places the organism in Eukaryota, Metazoa, Chordata, Testudines, Geoemydidae. Gene Ontology annotation, molecular function: mitochondrial transcription factor activity; rRNA (adenine-N6,N6-)-dimethyltransferase activity. Gene Ontology annotation, cellular component: mitochondrial matrix.